This is a messenger RNA of Parnassius mnemosyne (clouded apollo), 1338 nucleotides long. NCBI's taxonomy places the organism in Eukaryota, Metazoa, Arthropoda, Insecta, Lepidoptera, Papilionidae. The record is from the annotation of a GenBank genome assembly.
AUGCAUAUAUUAUGUACAAUAUGCAGUGAUUUAGUAAAUCAAGCUGAGAGUAUAUAUGUGACGAAAUGUGGCCACGUCUUUCAUCAUAACUGUUUAGCAAAAUGGAUUGCAAGGUCAAAAUCGUGUCCUCAAUGCCGAAACAAAGUGACAGAUCGGUGUAUGUUUCGCCUAUAUCCCACUAUAUCAAAUGAAAACACAGGGGAUGAUGUCACCACUCUACAAUCAAGACUUGACGAUGCGCAGUUACAGUUACGUGAACAAAAGACAUUAUGCAAGGAGAAGGAGGAGAGGCUGGCUGUAAUUGAUGCAGAGUUAAAGAAAAAUGAGGAACUCCUAAGAAUGUGUGAAAAAAAGAUAGUUGUCCGGGACUCUGCCGUUGCUGCAUUAAAAGAGCAACUUGAAUAUGUGAAAAUACAAAACAGGGAGACUCAACGCUUGAAAGAAGAGAAUGAGAGUCUGAAGAAGAAUAUACAAACUAUGAAUGGCCUACAGAAAGUUCUAAAUGCAACCACUGAUGAAGUGGAGAUGAUGCUGCAAGGGUAUUCAGAUGUAAAGACCGUCGCGACUUUUGCUACAGCACUGAAAAGGGCACUCCGUGAAUCUGAGUCCAAAAAAGCUGAAACCAGGGAUCGCCUCCAAGCAGUGAAGCAACAACUUGCGGCUGAAAAGAAUACAGUGGCCGACUUGCAGGCUAAGUUACGGUCAGCAGAAGAGCAAAUUGCCCAGUAUCGUAGAGAAAAAUCACAAGACAACAAACGUAACGCUGUUGAAGCGUUCGAUGGAAACACUACCAUAGCCGAGGAGACUGCGGUGAAGCUCCAGCGAAUCGAUCCACCGGAAACUAAAGCAGAGUGCGCUAGUAAUAUGAGUUUUACCACUCUAGUGAAUUCAAUAGAAACAUCGGAUUCGCCCUACCUGAGGCUGAAGCAAAGCAACCUGGCCCUUGCCGCAUUGCAGCAAAGGCAUCCGGUUAACGUACCUGAUAAAAGUCUUAAGCCAUCGGAGUUCGCGAUCCUAAACUCCGCGCAAACCUCACUCUUCAAGAAAUCCGACAACUUGUGCAACAAAGCAAAUGCACACAAACUCAGCAUCUUCCACAAGAAGGAGCCGGCAAAGGUUGACUUUGAGAUGUUCGAACAAGUUUCCGAUUUGGACGUCUCGUACGAUGGCUUGGGUGGGCAUUCUAAGCCAAGUCUGUUCCCAGUACCUUAUACAAAAUCAGCACUAAAAGCACUUAUCCCAAGAUUAUCUGCCAAGCACAAGCUAAAAAGGCCCAACACUGCCGGCAGUCAAGACAUUGGGAAAAUGUUGGAGAAAAUUAGAGAAAAUAAUGUUUGA